AUGGCCCGAAGAUUAUCCCGAAACGACUACGCCCCAACAUGGGAAGACAACGAAAUCAGCCUGAGACCAGCAGACGAUGUAUCACCAUCCAGCUACACGGACAGUCAAGCAGCUGACAUCCCAAUGCCAACCGUGAAAAAAGACAAGCGACCAUCCACCGCAAGCCUACGAACACCAAGAAGCGGCAAGCGGGGAUCUGAAAGCCUAAACAGCCAAAAGUUCAUCCCGCUCUCCAUGCGAGCCCUCUAUUACUCCGUCGAACCAGCAACAAGCUCAUCAACGGGAUCAACCCCCAACGGACCAGUAAGCCCUAAACCACGCCGCUUCAGCAAUCCAGGCACACAGCUCGUCCUAGACCCGAAUUUCCCAACGCCUCAGCCCUCGCCGCAGGAGUAUCUUAUCAAGGUGCAAACUGCAGCGUUUUGUCAUGAUGAGAUGCGUCUAGCAACGGCGUUGAAUCCGCAAAAGACUACUCCUCAGAUUCCGCUGCAUAGUAUCUGCGGGACGGUAAUUAGUACUCCAACGCAGGAUUCUGAACGGCCUGAGGGAUCGAAGUUUAAGAUCGGUGAUACCGUCUGGGGCGUGACGAGUUAUACUCGUGAUGGAGGUGCGGCGGACUAUGCCGUUGCUGCGGAGUCGGAGCUUGCACUGAAGCCGACGAAUAUCGGGGCUCAGGAGGCUGCUGCGUUGGCAUUGCCUGGGUUGACGGCGUGGCAGGCGUUGUUUCGGUAUGCGGAAAUUGAUCCCGAUGCGUCUGUGAACGGCGGCAAUGGCAUUGAGAAAGGGAAAGAGAGUGUGGCUGAAUAUGGGAAUGGUCAAAGAAGAGGGAGUCCUUGGGCUAAUGGGAAUGGGAAUGGCAAUGGCAACGAUGGAAAUGGACAGAACAUGUUCCGAAUGGACAUAUUUGGAGAGAACAGAUACGACAAGUACAAGGACCGUGUGAAUGGGCAUCGGAAUGGCGACGGCAAUGGCCAGAAGAAAAGCAUCUAUGCCGAUGGUGACGGUAAUGGCAAGGGCCAUAGUUGGCUGAGGAAGAGUGUGAAUGGAAUCAACAACCUUGUGCGGACUGCGAGUACGAUUACCAGAGGAAGUGGAAGCACAAACGGCAAUGGCAAUCGCAAUGGUCAUGGAAACGGCCAUGAAUACGGCUACGGCAGACGCCGAAGUACCUGGCAAAAAGGAGGUGGUCUACGGAGAAGACGAGGCUCGCAGAUGCAACUGCGCGUAUUGAUCACAAACGCACGAGACAGCGAAGUCGGUCGAAUCGCCGUGCAACUCCUUCGCGCAGAGAAGCUGUUCACAUUCCCCGAGCGGCCGUGGAUCUGUGUGACCUGCACACCCAUGGAAGCAGAUAUUGUCCGCGGGAGUUGGGACGUUGACGAGGUCAUCGUCAUUCCAAAUAUUCCCGAAUUCGACGAGUGCGACUUUGGGAAAAUAUUCCGAUCUCAGCGGUGGAGUCCCGUCGACGUGGUUCUGGAUUGCUCUGGUGGUGUUGUCUUUCAACAAGCCCAUUCACCCUCGGUUGUCAAAGAUGGAGGCGCAGUUUUGACGGCCGUGGAUCCUUGGCCGGCGCAGGAACCUGCCACUGGUGACCCGCUUGACAAUCUGGGCAGAAGAAAGCGUGGCCUCAAGACGACGUUUGUCCCGGUGAACCCCGAUGCUAUCUCGCUGGAACGCAUUGUAGAGCUCGUUGAGAGUAAUAUGGUUCGAGGGAGGCCUGAGCAGGUCACUGAUCUCAUGCAUGCGGACCGAUUAUUGAGGGACCAUGCGGUGGGAGCUGGUGCUGUUCGUCGUGGAGUGAUGAUGGUGGUUCGGGUCAAUUGA
Penicillium subrubescens is the source of this 1824-nucleotide messenger RNA. RefSeq lists its product as uncharacterized. NCBI's taxonomy places the organism in Eukaryota, Fungi, Ascomycota, Eurotiomycetes, Eurotiales, Aspergillaceae. The coding region runs from base 1 to 1824 and encodes 607 amino acids. The transcript has a single exon. The record is from RefSeq and is a predicted model, not a curated record.